Dentiscutata erythropus is the source of this 138-nucleotide messenger RNA. The record is from the annotation of a GenBank genome assembly. Lineage: Eukaryota; Fungi; Glomeromycota; Glomeromycetes; Diversisporales; Gigasporaceae.
GAGACAGAUGGUUCAAACUAUUAUACUAUAUAUAAUAUAUCUGAUCCAACUAUAGUUUUUAGUACUUCUGAUAGUGAAAUUGGAGCGAUAUUUCCUGCAAAAGAAGAUGUUCCACAUGCAAUUCAAUAUUUAUUUUAG